Molecule: messenger RNA, 3187 nt
Organism: Neofelis nebulosa (Clouded leopard)
Lineage: Eukaryota; Metazoa; Chordata; Mammalia; Carnivora; Felidae
Exons: 3
Coding region: 679-1230 (183 amino acids)
Source: RefSeq, a predicted model, not a curated record
GGUGAAUUGGCCUCUAGAACCCCUGCUCUGGGGGGCAGACCAAACAACUGCAUUGUGAAGUCCACAACCACUGACCACCUUCCAAGCGCCAGGCACCACAGAGACACUAGAAAUCAUGUGAGAAGCGAGAGUUUCUGCGUUCAGGGAGCACCGAGUCUAGUGAAGGACAUAGAUAUCUAAACAGCCUACAGUUUGAUGGGAUAAUUUUUGAAAUCUGUGAUCUCCCAGGCCAAGAAGAACAAACUGAGGACUAUCUCUGAAAGCCAUUGAAUUCCUUAGUUAAAUCCAGAGGGAAAGUCUGAGAUCAAUAUGGCUGUUGUGUCCGUGAUAGUUGAGGAUAAAUUAUUGGAAAGAGACAGGUACUAACUACUUCUUUUGCAUUUGACUCUUGGUCCUUUUUUUGUGAGCUUUUUGUUCCUGCAAAGCUGGCUUGGGUCAACGUAGUAAGUCAAAAAAAAAAAAAAAAAAAAAACCCUCAAUGAAAGAAGCUGGGAAUCUCCAAUCUCCAUCCCAAAACAUGUCGCUGAUGACUUGAACAUAUCACCAGAUACUAAAGAUACAGACGGCAGCUUCCACCUAUGGGAGAAUGACCCUCUGAAGAGAAACUUGGAAUCAUCAUCAGAGCCAUUGGAGGGGACAUCUGAGAGUCAUGUGGGUGAAAUUUUACAAGACCCUGUCAUGCCUCCAGUCCAGGAUAGAAAGUUAGAUCCACUUCCAAAAACGCAUAGACGUCUUAAGAAGGCUGUAAGGACAAAGAGAAUGAGGAAGAGCAGGAGGAAGGAGAGGGUGGAGACCCACCAUGCCCCCAUCCUUCCAACACCUUUUGUGCCACCACAAAGUGAAGAAGAUGAGGUGGUAGACACAAAGCCGGCUGUAUUCAGUGCUCCGGAAGAUGAUCCUGACCUUCCCAGUGAGGACAGGUUACAGAGUCAGCGGGAUAAGGGCGCAUGUGCGAUGCAUCAGGAGUGUCAGAUACAGCCCUGUGAGCUCUCAGUGUCCCAGGAGCCGGGGCCGUCUUCUCCGGCAGUGACAUCCUUGGCAUCACCACCACGCUGCUUUGGUCGCUUCCUAAGCUGCGUCUGCCAGACCUUCUCGAGGUCUAGGAAGCAGAAGGCCCCCAGAAGAGAGGACACCAAGCAGGCUGGGGCAGGAGGUGAUGCUAAGGCCCUAAGACCUGCCCUGCUGAGGGGUCUGGGCAGAAACAGAGUGCAACCUCAUGAAAGCCUGUAGCAAGUUGAUGCCGAUAUGGCUUCUCCCUGUGUUUCAUUUUGUAAUUUUCCCCGUGUUGUUGUUCCUGUUGGUCGAUUCUUGUUUAUCAAAGAUAAACGUUUUUGCUCUGCUUUUUUGGUGAGAUCCUUAAGCCUGAGGAAGAGGUAAAAGCAAAGUAACUUUGAAGAUUUUAACACUUUACCCAGUAGUGGGAUUGCUUCCUACUUCCUCCCAUUAGGCUGAAGUGGAAUUCACUACAGAGCAGCGGUUCCCAAAAUCCAUGCGGGUGUCACUCAUGUCUUCAGUUAGCUUAAUUCUCACUACCUUCUCUGAGGAUGGAAGCCAUUCCAUCUCAUCAUUUUGAGUAAUGUCUCCAGAAAUCAACCACCGAGUGGAGACUUCUCAUGUCCAGCCGCUCUCAUUGUCUUUUACCUUUGGCUAAGAGAUUCAUUUUGCAUUCCUCAUCCUCAGUACUUUGUUGAUAUUCUGACACUCCCUACCUGAUUUAGAAAUGUCUCAGGGAGUGGUCGUUGCUCCUUUGCUCGCAUAAGGUAGCGCUACAAUCUCCUGUAUCUCUCACCGUCCUUUGGUUUUCUUUCUGUCACUUGUUAGUAAGAUAUCUGGCCCUUACUUCUCAAGUGUUCUGUAUUAAGAACCUCGUCACAUAAGGUAAUGGGCUCCUUUCCUUGUUAUUCUUUAGCCAGAUUCACAGAAUCCCGAGUUCUGAGAACCGUAAAGAAAAUAAGUACUUAGAAAAAAGUUCAAGAUUAUUUCAUUUCCUGUUGUUGUCCCAGCAUACUAGGUUACUCCUCUUCCCAGGACAUAAACUAAGAGUUUAAAUUAAUUUUACACCCUCCUUUGAGAGAGUAGGUUUAAGGUGAAUUUGAGAGUUUUCCCGUAGCUUUAAUGACCUGUUGUUAUUUCCUACAUGUCCCGGUUUUUCCGAUUCAUAUAAGAAUAAUCAAUAAAAGUACAAAUAGAAAUAAAUGUGUAAAGUAUCUGCAUUGGAAGGAAAUUGUACAAUUUCUUCCUUCUUUAGGACUGACCCCAAUGGUUACUGCACUAGAAUUGGAGAAGAUAACCAAUGUGUUUGUUUUGUUCUUUCUUGCCUGGAAUCGGGCCUGGUGCUGUUGGGAGAAUGAAGUUGGGAAGGGAAUAGAAUGAGGUGCAGGAGCAGUGGCGAAAGAUCCCAAAGGCUGCCUUGCGAGUAAUUGGUAAAAACCACCCUGGAGGGAGGCUUGUGAUGUGAUGAGGAUCUCAAGUUAGAAUGAGAAAUUUUAUGAAAUGUCAUACUCCAUGUUUGGAGUAAAAUGGGACAGCUUUCUAAAGUCAGUCAUGCUUUGAUACCUUUAGUUGUCUAAAGAGUGGUUGAUUGUUUAGAGAGUAUGGCAUUUUAAUAGAGCUAGUUGAGCAUUAUAAAUGGGCUCAAGCUAUUACAUGAAAUUUCAAAUUAUUCAACUGUAUUUAUGCACAUAUUUUCUCAGUGUUAUAUAAGAAAUGUGUUCCCAGGCAAGGCAUAGUGUACGUAAAGUCCUGAGUCAUGGAGCCUAUUAUUAAAAGCUCAAAAGAAGGUAGAUAUUAGUGUUGUCAUUAAGGCUUUGUUAUUGUUAUUGUUUCUUAUUAUAAGAUAUUUUAGGAUGAGCUGUUCUAUCAUAGAAAAACUAUUAGUUUCAACCUGGUUAGCCAUAUGCCCACUCCCAUUUACAAUGGUGAUUUUCACACAAAGUUUACUUAUUCCAAAUUUAAGAUACAUAUUACAGAUAAGGGAAGAUCUGUAUAAGCACUUAGUUUUGAAACUCUUUUGCGCAUGUGUCUUGACCGCCCGCUCACAAACAGGGGAAAGGGUGUCCAAUACUCCUCAGCUGCAUUUGUAAAGAAAAAAGGAUAUGUUCUCAGGUUUCAGACUUUGUGUUGCUAUCUUCAGAGUCUGAAUUAUUAAACAUGGUUUCUGUCUUAAUAAAGUUGUUUUUUCAAAAUA